Molecule: messenger RNA, 1219 nt
Organism: Pseudo-nitzschia multistriata
Lineage: Eukaryota; Bacillariophyta; Bacillariophyceae; Bacillariales; Bacillariaceae
Source: the annotation of a GenBank genome assembly
GUAAUAUUCCAACCACGGCAUGGUCUCGUAGUCGUCUUCGCUGUCUACGAUGUCGAUUCGCUGAAACGGCGAUUGCACCGAAGUGACACGGUUGACCCAAUCGUCCGAGCUACCCAUCUGUUCCAAUAAAUCGGCGUCGUUCAAAUCUACUGGCUUCAUGCCGCGUACCUUAUUAUCGACCCACCACCGGAAUCGGAAUGGAUCUUUGCCAUGCUUCGACAAAGAUUCGAAUGGUCCAAGCUGAGAAACAUGGCCAACAUUCAAGCUGUCACCUACAACACCGCUGGGUUCGAUAACAUCGUCGGGAUAAAAGAAUCUAGCGAGCGAAUCGACACAAGCCAAAAGAGUUUCUUCCGAAACUUCUUCGUCGUCUUCGUCGGCAGCAUAGGUUUCCUUUUCGGUCGAUCGCGGAGGAAUAUACAGGAAAUCCGCCAUGAUUUUGCCUUCCUUGGGCCAAGCCUUCAACGAAACCUGCCCCAUCCCGUAUCGGAACAUUCCCAGUGCCUGGAGUGUGUCAGACUUUCCACCGUGCUUGGAGGUGUCGUGCGCAAAAUGCCCAUACAGCGGGAACAUCUCUUCGCAGUCAUAGGAAGCCUCUACCAUAUCUUCCAUGAACUCCGUAAUGAUUUCCUUUCCGUUGGUACCAUCGUAGUCCGCAAAGUGGUCUUCGAGUCCAUAGGCGUUGAGGUAGAGCUGAAGAAGAUUUCCAACACCCUCGACUUCGUCGUCGUCGUCGUCSUCCUCCUCCUCCUCGUCCUCAUCGUCGUCGACGAUUUUGCUGGUUGUUUCGUCAUCUUCUUCUAUUUCGGCGUAGUUAAACUGAAGAGUUACCCGUGUAUCAUUGAGAUCCUCUUCUACGCAUUGUGCUUCUUCUUUGCUACUGCCGAGCGUUUCCGCGAGGAGCGGGUGGACAAGUAGCGCAAGUGAGCCGUCGACGCUACCGGUGGCAUAAAUCCUUCCCGCCAAAAAUCCAAAAACAGCAACACCCAGAAUCGACACUAAUGUUGCAAGGAACGAAAUUUUCGUGCCGGAGGUGGAGCGCGAGGGAGGUUCGGUUGUCAUGUCACUGUUACUACUAUCGGCACACUUCGUGCUUCCGUCAGAGCUUGUUGAUUCGUCUUCGUAUAUUUCAGUUGAGCUGUUGCUACAUCGAUUUUCUUUUUGUUUCGACUGCAGUGCUGAUACCAUGCUGCAGAGAAAACAAAUCUUUCGUGUGGGA